Lynx canadensis (Canada lynx) is the source of this 2671-nucleotide messenger RNA. It is a transcript of the gene CYP2R1, whose product is annotated as vitamin D 25-hydroxylase. Gene Ontology annotation, cellular component: cytoplasm; intracellular membrane-bounded organelle. Gene Ontology annotation, molecular function: iron ion binding; oxidoreductase activity, acting on paired donors, with incorporation or reduction of molecular oxygen, reduced flavin or flavoprotein as one donor, and incorporation of one atom of oxygen; heme binding. The coding region runs from base 1 to 1506 and encodes 501 amino acids. Lineage: Eukaryota; Metazoa; Chordata; Mammalia; Carnivora; Felidae. The record is from RefSeq and is a predicted model, not a curated record. Gene Ontology annotation, biological process: xenobiotic metabolic process. The transcript is spliced from 5 exons.
AUGUGGGGCCCUCCGGGUGCCGAGGCGUGCGUGGCGGCGCUCGGAGGCGUGCUCUUUUUGCUGUUCUUCGCGUUUGGGAUCCGCCAGCUGCUGAAGCAGAGGCGGCCCACUGGCUUCCCUCCCGGGCCGUCGGGGCUGCCAUUUAUCGGCAACAUCUACUCGCUGGCCGCCUCAGGCGAGCUGCCCCACGUCUACAUGAGAAAGCAGAGCCAGGUGUACGGCGAGAUCUUCAGUUUAGAUCUUGGAGGAAUAUCAACUGUGGUUUUAAAUGGCUAUGAUGUAGUAAAAGAAUGCCUUGUUCAUCAAAGUGAGAUUUUUGCAGACAGACCAUGCCUUCCUUUAUUCAUGAAGAUGACAAAAAUGGGAGGCUUACUUAAUUCCAGAUAUGGUCGAGGAUGGAUUGAUCACAGAAGAUUAGCUGUAAAUAGCUUUCGCUAUUUUGGAUAUGGUCAAAAGUCUUUUGAAUCUAAAAUCUUAGAAGAAACCAAAUUUUUUAUUGAUGUUAUUGAAACAUACAAAGGUAGACCUUUUGACUUGAAACAAUUAAUAACAAAUGCUGUUUCAAACAUAACCAAUCUGAUCAUUUUUGGAGAACGAUUCACUUAUGAAGACACUGAUUUUCAGCACAUGAUUGAGUUAUUCAGUGAAAAUGUGGAACUGGCUGCCAGUGCCUCCGUCUUCCUGUAUAAUGCCUUUCCAUGGAUUGGCAUCUUACCUUUUGGAAAACAUCAACAGCUAUUUAGAAAUGCAGCUGUGGUCUAUGAUUUUCUCUCCAGGCUUAUUGAAAAAGCUUCCAUCAACAGAAAGCCUCAGUUACCUCAGCAUUUCGUUGAUGCUUAUUUGGAUGAGAUGGAUCAAGGUAAAAAUGACCCAUCAUCUACUUUCUCCAGAGAAAAUCUUAUUUUUUCCGUGGGUGAACUCAUCAUUGCUGGAACCGAAACUACAACCAAUGUACUACGGUGGGCAAUUCUUUUCAUGGCCCUUUAUCCUAACAUUCAAGGACAAGUUCAGAAAGAGAUCGAUUUAAUUAUGGGACCCACUGGGAAGCCUUCUUGGGAUGACAAAUGCAAAAUGCCUUAUACCGAGGCAGUUUUGCAUGAAGUUUUAAGAUUCUGUAAUAUAGUGCCAUUAGGGAUUUUCCACGCAACCUCUGAAGAUGCAGUCGUACGCGGUUAUUCCAUUCCUAAAGGCACGACAGUAAUUACCAAUCUUUAUUCUGUACACUUUGAUGAAAAGUACUGGAGAAACCCAGAAAUAUUCUAUCCUGAGCGUUUUCUGGACAGCAGUGGCUAUUUUGCCAAGAAAGAAGCUUUGGUUCCUUUUUCCUUGGGGAGAAGACACUGUCUUGGAGAACAGCUGGCUCGGAUGGAAAUGUUCCUGUUUUUUACAACAUUGCUUCAGAGGUUUCACCUGCAUUUUCCACAUGAACUGGUUCCAGAUCUGAAGCCCAGAUUAGGCAUGACAUUGCAACCCCAGCCCUACCUCAUCUGUGCAGAAAGGCGCUGAAAGUGCGUGGAUGUUUUCUGGGAAAAGGCUAUCUGGUUGCCUUUUACCUCUGAACCUUGUUUAUCUAAUCAGUGUGCGCGUUUGGACAAAAAUCACAGCAUCAUAAAGCCAAAUGAACACAGGUGUGUCUUUGAAAACAGUACUAAAGCAAUAAUAAGCAUUAGCUAUGUUUUUUUUAAGCUUUUAUGACUUCUAAGGCAGAAUUAUCUGUGGAGGAAAACAAAGGUGCAAAUGACAGGUGUUGCUUAAGUAAGAAGGGCUGUGGAUGCCCUAAGCAGAGCCUGACUUUUCAGCCUCUUGUUGAACACCACGUACUUCUCAUCCUUUCUUAAUUCCAUCUUGCUCUGGUCCUGGGGUCCCUGUUUCCAAAUGCCAGUACCAGCCCCCUUCUGAUCAGGUAUCAUCAUUAAUGGGUAGUGUGGUAUGCGUCCAGUUUAAUAGAGGACUGAAGGAGAAAUUAGAACCCAAAUAAAGGAGUUUGGAGUACAGAGGUAUUUUAGACAUGGUGGCAGAUAAUAGAAGAAAUAUCUAAAUAUUUUAGAACCUGCCAAUGCUUUCAAGUCUUGCUCCCUACUAUACCUUCAUAAGAAUUGUGUCAUCUCUUUAUAAAUGAGGGUCCCUGUGACCCCUGAGUAUUCAUCCUCAUAGCCUCAGUUCCACAGAAGGAAAUUGCAAUAAUGUAAUUACAAUAAAAAUGACCCCCAGAAAGUGAUUAUUAAUUCUUCACAGGCACAGACAUUUUUCCUAGUACCACUCUUUUCCUAAACCAGGCACAGGUCCUAAAGAUUGAAUCAUUUUACUUGUAGAGGUCUCUAGUCAUUUCCUUGGAUUAUUGUAUUUUCCUGAAGAUAAUACUAUAUAAAUCCAAAAAAAAAAACAUGCUUUAGAGUCAGGGUAAAUGUAUACAUUGGGACACUUCAGAGUGAUGGGCUUCUGUUAAUAAUGAUGCCAGGAAAAUGUGUGAACUGUGACUGUCCUGAUCAAACUGCUCUAUGUAUCUACCUGUAUAUAGUUUUUUAACAAGAUUUCUUCCAAGAUUAUACAUCAAGGGUUUCUGCUCGUAUAACUUGGCUCAUGAGUACUUGCAGCCUUGUUUGUAUAUAUACAACAAUGACUUCUGUUAAGAAUAUGAAUUUAGGGGUGCCUCAGUGGCUCAGUUGGUUAA